This is a messenger RNA of Caenorhabditis sp. 36 PRJEB53466, 2304 nucleotides long. NCBI's taxonomy places the organism in Eukaryota, Metazoa, Nematoda, Chromadorea, Rhabditida, Rhabditidae. The record is from the annotation of a GenBank genome assembly.
AUGAACUCUCGAAUGUCGAAACUGCGGAGGAGCAUUUCGCGGAGUGUCUUCCAGCUGAACAGCUCACUGAGCAGGCAGAACAGUCUGAACGGACUCGUCGAGUUACCGACAAUGUCGAAUACGACACUGGUGGACAAGUUCGCGGUGAGUUACAAGAAGUUUGGAGCUCGUUCAGUGAGCGGCACUAGACAUCUCGGUUCAUUUUUCAACUUAAAAUGAGCAGAACAUGUGUAAUACCAAUCACAGAGGGCUCGGCGAGCAAAAGGAAUAGUUGUCGUAUGAAUGAAUUCUUCUGUUUCGAUUUCACAUUAACUUCGGGGGCGCCAUGGUGAUGUGCUCUCUCCCAGUGUUUCUUUUUCUCAUUGGAGCGCACUUCCAAAAUGUUUGUUUCCGGCAAACAUGCGCAGAGUGCUGCACCCGGAAACUGUAAACAAGCCGGAUGAAAGAGAAGUUUUUGUUGCAGACUCCGAGCAAUUUCCGCCAACUACGCGACCUGAUACGCAACAAUAAUGAACUGCUCGCGGAGGUUGUGGCCGCGUUUGAGGAGAAGGCGGCCCUCGAUUUCCAGUACUCGAAGACGUUGAAGAAGAUUUCGAUUAGACUGCACAAACUGACACAGAGUGCCGAAUCGUAAGUGGAACGGAAAAAAGUUUGGAAGUGAAUUGGAGCUGGAUUGCAGAGGAAUCGAUAAAGGAUGGACCAACGUGGCGGAGCAGUUCGAUAUCCACGCGACAAUCCACAGUAACCUCGGCUCCGCGCUCACCGAAGACAUUGUCCAACCGCUGAGAUCAGUGCAGUCCAGCCAACAAAAGACCAUCAGAGCAGCGGAUAACUUUGUGGAGCGGGAAAUUCGAAAGUUGAAGGAGAAGAAGGACGAAACGGCGAAGAUGAAACGGAGUUUGUACGUGUUGAGCAAGGAGCUGGAGAAGACGGAAAUGGCCGCGGAGAAGGAGAAAGCCCAGCCGGAGAAGUACUCGUUGCGCAAGAAAAAGUACAGAGAGCAAAUGGUACGAAACGAGGACGAUUACGUGUGGCAGACGGUGGAUUUGGAGAAGCAGAGGAGGUGAGAGGAUCGAAGAAAAGAGGGAGCGGAGAGGAAAAAGAGAAGCAUUUCAGAGUGACGGAGAAUGUUCUGAGGAAGGGAGUAGAAAGCAUGGAGGCAGUGGAGAGACAGAGAUUGGCUCACUGUCAGACGGCGCUCGGCAGGUACAAGAGGAAGAUCGAGACGUUGGGACCGAAUCUGCAGCAGGUACUGCAACAUGAACUUCCCAAAACUUCCCUCGUUUUCAGAUGUUCGAACGGCAUUCAAAUAACCUGGAAUUGGCAGUGGAUUCGGUCCCGGAGGACUACAUCCAGACGAUCCAGCCGUCCACUUCGGCAGUCAACCAUGUCACGCUCAUCGACCUUCAUGUGAAUUUCACUUAUUCAACCAAGGAAUUUUUCUCCGUGUUCAGGCAGAGAACUUCGGCGAAGUGAUGUCUUCAACUCGACGUCGCCAGAAUCUGGAACGCGUUUCGGGAGUUUUGGACGGAGAGCUGAAGAGACUGUACAAUAAUCAGACAGCCGAUGUGAUGGUUUCCAAUUCCAAACAAAUGGUAAUCGAAGAAUUAUAUUGAAAAGAUUUGAAAAUUCAAAAUAUUUUCAGAGUGUUCUAGAAUUCAUAGAAUAUUUGUACUACAAAGUGAACGAUUCGAUAAACAUAGUGGACGGAGGGCACAAUCGGGGAUUCCACAGACUCGCCCGGUUCCAGCACAAGAUCAAGGACAAGUCGGUGUGUUCUGAGACCUCCUUUCAAUUUCUUCCUUUCCGAUUUCAGGGUUUGCCCAUGACCAUCCUCACAGUUCCGCUUUCUGGUGAAAACAAUUCGCUCCCGCCGCCGAGUCUCUCUUUUGACACUUCCAAUUACCCUUCGCCACGUGGCAGCAAUGAAUACGAAGAGUACGAAAAGGUACUUGUCCCGCUCUCUCUCAUUCUCCCUCUUCAAUUCCUUUUCAGAUAUCGGAUGACGGCUUCUACUCGACGACGACGACGUCUUCAGCGGGUCAACAGAGAAAUGAUCCCACCAUCUGCCGGGUUCUUUAUGAUUUCGAACCGAAACAUGCGGAUGAGAUACAGGUGAACCUACUCCCUCACCGAUCCUUCCACUCCUUUGCAUUUCAGAUCCGCGAAGGUCAAUGUGUUCUCGUGGAGGAUCGGAUCGGAGAAGACUGGCUCAUCGGCCACGUCAUCAGCCAACCGGAUAGCUCGUCGAUCGAUCGGAAAUCCGGAAGGUUUCCGACCACUUAUGUUUCACUUAGGCAAUGA